AUGAAAUUUUCGUUUAUUUUUUUCAAGGCGGAGAUUGAGGAAUGUUCUAGUUUAAAGGAAUUGUUUGUGCAAUAUGAAAAGGCUUCGGGCCAGAUGAUCAAUUAUGACAAGAGCUGCGUUUCUUUUAGCAAGAAUGUCAAAAGAGCGAAACAAGAUGAGCUUGCAACAUCCCUAGGUGUUCUACUAGUGGACAAACAUGACAAGUACUUGGGUUUACCCACUGAGCUAAGCUACUCCAAAGCUGAGGCUUUUAAAUUCCUCUCUGAAAAAGUUAGGAAACGGACUCGUGGGUCAAGGGAGAAGACGUUAAGAGCUGCUGGCAAGGAGAUUAUGAUAAAGGCGGUGGCACAAUCUAUUCCAACUUACGUCAUGAGCUGUUUUGAGCUCCCAAAGCAUUUGUGCGCGGAGAAGCAUAGCCUCAUGGCCGGCUAA
This is a messenger RNA of Rosa chinensis, 432 nucleotides long. RefSeq lists its product as uncharacterized. The record is from RefSeq and is a predicted model, not a curated record. The transcript has a single exon. Lineage: Eukaryota; Viridiplantae; Streptophyta; Magnoliopsida; Rosales; Rosaceae. The coding region runs from base 1 to 432 and encodes 143 amino acids.